Molecule: messenger RNA, 2053 nt
Organism: Symsagittifera roscoffensis
Lineage: Eukaryota; Metazoa; Xenacoelomorpha; Acoela; Convolutidae
Exons: 5
Coding region: 195-1718 (507 amino acids)
Cellular component (GO): cell surface
Source: RefSeq, a predicted model, not a curated record
CAGUCAGCAAUUAAAACCAUCGAAGCGAGAGCAAUUGUAAUUGGUAAACGUGAUUUGCCAUCUAUGGUCUCUUUUCAACUACUCAACGGCCAUUUUUUAUUUUAUUCUUCAUUCUUUGAGUUUUUUGCCAGUUGGUUUCUGUGAGCUUUUUGAAAAAAGUAUCUGUUUGAGAGAAGAACGAACCGAACGCAAUUAUGAAUUUGGCACUGAGUUUGGUCGUUCUGGCCUUGUGCUGUUUUACCGGAUGGUGUGGUGCAGGAACCGCUGAUUUGAAUCUGACGAGUUACGGGCUUCCAGAGGCAACUUUCGCAGGCAGCUGUAAUAGUCAACAAGGAACGUUUGUGGACAGACAAUUCGAGGCUACCUGCUUUCCUAGACAAGUGACUUGCAGCUUAACUGGUGUCAUAAGUUCUCAAGUAUGCGACGCUGGGCAGACCUUCAUUGCUGAUAAUGAUCCCACCUGCUACGACCCUGGAUCCGCAGCAGCACUGGCUCAAUGCGAUGCAACUGUUAUGUGUGGACUAGAUGGUAUAACUGUGCAUGUUGGUGACGAUGCUGUCUUCGGUCAGACAUCUGGCGCCCUUCAAUUUGGAGACAAUACUAAUCCCUCGGCGCCAGCUGCUUCCCAGUGCCAGAUAUCUCACUCCAGCUCAAGUUACACUGGAACUCUUUUUUUCGACAUCAGCAGCAAUGGCCCCAAUACUGAUAUUUGUGGUAUUCCUGCGCCAACUGUGGGAUCGGACACCGCUGGGGAUGGAUAUUACAUCCAGUACGAAUUCCAGGUCAUGCGAUGGAUUGGACGAGGAAGUGAAGUAUUUGUUAACGAAAAUACGGAAAGAGUAGAGGACUAUGACUCCAGUACCGGAGUUGUGAUCACCCGGGAGAAGUGUUUCAUGUUGACGGUGCAGUGCAACUACAACCCAGACGGAACUGUAUCGGCUUCCUACCAGCCGAGCACACCCAAUGCCCUGGACGAACAUGAUGAGAACAGACUGGAGUUUGAGAUGUUGCCGAUCAAUUGUGCCACUGGAGCAGAGAUUAACCCCGUGGUUGUGUUUGUUGGUGUCGAAGUUUGCUUCGUGAACAAGAUCACAACCGUUUGGCACGAGAACAUCCGAAUCAGCAGCACCCGAUGCUGGGCUACACCCUCUUCUUCUCCAAAUGACGCUGAUUUUUACAGACUAACGGACCACGCAACUGUGCAUGAAACUACUUUUGAUUGGCUGUGUAAUGGGGAUGCUGGCAACCAUGGUUCAACAAGUGGUUUUACGAACGCCGCAUACGAGGAGGCUUUCAAAUUCACUUCGUUCCGAUUCCAAUCAGAGACCAAAACGCAGAUGCAGGAUGUCGCCACAUACUCACAAACCAUCUAUGUGCACUGCGAGGUGAACGCCUGUGAUAUUGGUGACAUAACUUCCACCGAUUGUGUUCCUCACUGCGGCGGAGCUGGAAUCUCGAGGUCUAGGAGGGACACUAACCGACGUAUCAACCCAAUGUUGCCCAAACUGACCAAGACUCGAACUCUGAGUACUGCCAUCAUCAUGCCUCCCGAUGACAGAAGGUACUUGGAGACUCCCUCGUACAACCUGCUCUCGGACACUCUCAGUCUCGGCCUGUUCGCUGUCGGCUGUGUGUUCGGAGUGGUCGCCCUCGGAAUGUUCUUCGUGAUGCGUCGCCAGAACCAGCAACUCAAGUACCGAAUCCUCAACGGCGAGUAAACAUGUGUCUGGAGUGUAGAAUGCAUCACCGUUUGCUUCUGUGUAUAUAGCUGUUUUCUAAAUCAUGAAAAAAAGGACUUCAUUUUAUAGAAUAUACAAAAUUAUACUUGAAUGGACUAUAUUAAUUUUAAAGGAUAAUGCAUGCAGAGAACUUACUCAUUUAUACAAAGCUGAGUUUUUCCCGUCCUGUCAUAUAAUUGCUGCUUAUGAUUUUUCCUUUUAUGGUAUAUAGUAGACGAAGGGAAAAGCUACGCUUAAAAUUUUUGUAAAGUGGAAAAUCAAUAUUUUUAGUCGGAUGUACAUUGUGUAAAGAGUAAUUCAAUUCUAAGCGCCUA